Messenger RNA from Punctularia strigosozonata HHB-11173 SS5, 2334 nucleotides. RefSeq lists its product as uncharacterized. NCBI's taxonomy places the organism in Eukaryota, Fungi, Basidiomycota, Agaricomycetes, Corticiales, Punctulariaceae. The transcript has 6 exons. The coding region runs from base 1 to 2334 and encodes 777 amino acids. The record is from RefSeq and is a predicted model, not a curated record.
AUGCCGCUGGUCCUCGAUGCCAGCAGCUCGUGCGACAUUUGCCUGGAGGAAUACACCUACGAAGACGCAUACUCGUCGCCUCAUGCCAUCCCCUGUGGACACGUGUUCUGCCUGACAUGCAUUGAAUCCUUCGACCCGGAAACCUGCCCGUUCUGCAGGAAAUCAUUCAACGCGCAAACGAUCCGAAAGCUUCAGGCCGACUGCGCGAAUCCUCAAAGCUCGACCGCCCGCGCCGAGGACGAGCGGGGCGUGAUUGAUGCCUUGACCACCUGGAACGCUGUGUUGGCCGCACCGAACGACUCCAGUGAGCGACAUGAGCGAAAUGAAUGGCUCUCGGAAUGGAUGGAUAAUCACGAGGAGUCGCAGAACUAUCCUCUACAGGCUACUCUGGUCUCGGUGAUGCGCCAGGCCCUCGGAACUGGCGACGACGAUACAUUUCGGGCUAUUGAACAAAGCGUCGAAUCUAGGGUGGAGGAAGUUGAGAGGGAAUGGAAAGAGAAGGCUACUGCCGAGAGACGCCAUAACGAAGCGUUGGAAGACGGCGCCGAGGAGCUAUUCUUACGAGUGGCUACCGCGGAGUCACAACUGUCAUCCACUCAAGAGGACUUAGAGAGGGUGCAGCACGAACUGCGCGACACGAAGGCGUCCCUUUCUCAAACGAGGAAUCGGUUGGUCGCCGCCGAGACGGACGUUACGGACCUGCGCAGGGAGGUGCAGAACGUCAGCGAGGCCCGCGAUACGACCGUCGAUCGGAACUUGGACCUGACGGCGCAGUUAGCCUACCUGCAACAGACGCGCGAUGCCGAGACCGCCAAUAUGGCGCACCAGCUCGACACCGUCAACCAGGACCUGCGAGAUGUCCGAUCAGAGGUGCAUGGAUUGCGGGUGGCCGCCCAACGUUCGGACGAGUUGGAGAUACAAUUCGCUGCCGCUCGCACGGAGUUGGAACGAAGCCGCGCUGCAUCCCAGAUCGGCGAUGCGGAGAAGGCUGCGCUAGAGGCUCAAGUGCACAGACUGAGGGGGCAGUUGUCAGGCUUGCAAACGAUUCAAGAGCAGGAGGCAGCACGAGUCCGUGAUGGCCAAUUGAAGCUUGCUGAAGCUCAUGCUCGCUUGAGUCAUUACGAGCAGCUUUUCAGUCGUGGCGGGCAAGUGGUUAAUGACCUGCAAGCGAAGCUUGCUGCCGCACAUUCGGACAAUGAAUCACUUCGGACGCAACUGCAACACGCUGAACACAGUCGAGCGGUGCACGAAGCCAGUGUUACCGAGCUUCAGACGCAGCUCAGGAGGCAGGACUCAGAAAUUGGGCUGCUGCGUUCCCAGCCGAAUGGUCCUCGCAGCCGCGAUAGCUCGUCAUCGCCCCUUGGAAACGACUUCGCCACUUUACUUCACCUCUCCAGCACCAAUUCAGGUUUAUCGAGGCCGAAAUCAGCCGCACCUUCGUUUGGCGGCAGUUCACGAUGGCCAUUAGUGGAGGAUUGGGAGAAUGAUGAGGCCUUUCCCGCUUCAGCACCUCCAGUGCCAUCCAAGAAUCCGUUCUUGGACGCAAACGAGGAUUUUAGUCCUGGGCAUGCGGAUUCGCGUGUUGCAAGCUCGAGAGGUGGAUCGUCGCCGUCGGAUCCCUACCAAGCAGACCCGAAGCCGGAGACUUCCCUAAUCAUCAUAUUACGGGAUAGUGAUUCCGCAACUCGGUCAUCCGACACUGCUUUCGUCGCCCUACCGGACCUCGGGCUGCCGUCAACUGCACCGAAGUUGACCCAUUCGACCAGUGUGCCCCUGGAUUCCUCGGUGUGGGAGUCACAACGGUCAUCUGGGUUCACUGAAAGCACCUCUUCGGAGCGAGCCGGUGCAGGUCUGCCUAACGGUGCCGCUCCACCCGACCUUGCUUUCCGUCGCAUGACACUCUUCGGUCCGGGUGGCGAGGAACAGUGUAUACCCCAUCCGCCCUCUUUGACCCCCGCUGUCUCGUUUCCCGGAACGAACGCUGCCACAGAUGAUAGUUUCAUCCCCACAUUCCGACAAGCACGAUCAGUGGACACCCCUAACGCGGCACCACUAGGAUCCGCACCACUGGGCAACCGGUGGACCAAUUCGCAUAUGCAACCUCCAUAUACACAUUCUCGAACGGCUUCUGAGCCGCUUGUGAACUUGCGCACGACACCGUUGCACCUCCUGGAACGAGUGUCCGGAGCGCUGGAAACGCCGACCGAGGUAUCCAUGCCCGGCGCUAUGCCCGCCAAUGAUUCACCUUCGGCAGGCGGAUCUGCGCCAAGAGUCCCAACGGAGAAGAAGUCGAUGGGCGAGACGAUGCGUAAACUCUUCGGGCGGAAACAUUGA